This is a messenger RNA of Schistocerca piceifrons (Central American locust), 1740 nucleotides long. RefSeq names its product alpha-tocopherol transfer protein-like. The transcript is spliced from 8 exons. Gene Ontology annotation, molecular function: phosphatidylinositol bisphosphate binding. Gene Ontology annotation, cellular component: membrane. The record is from RefSeq and is a predicted model, not a curated record. Lineage: Eukaryota; Metazoa; Arthropoda; Insecta; Orthoptera; Acrididae. The coding region runs from base 331 to 1197 and encodes 288 amino acids.
CCGGAAAGCGGCGAUGGCCCGAGGCCGCCUCUCCUCGCCUCGCCUCGACAGUCCCCCGGCUGCAGCUGCCACCGCCGCACCUGCACAGAGCCACCGCGACGCGGCUGUGUUUCACAGAGAAGAGCUGAAUGGUAUGCUAGAAAAAUAAAUGAAGGAAGUUCUCAACAGGGCUACUGCUUUCAGAAAUAAACCACUGAAUGCCUUAGUGCCAAUCAAUUGUUAGAGAGUGCACAUUAGCUGUGACACUGAUGCAGCAUUUAUUAUUGAUGACUUGUGUGCUGUAAACAAUAACAGGAUUGAUAAGACUUCUAUGAACAUCAGGUACAGAAAAUGUCAGAAGACAAGAUACUUUCAAUUGAAGAAGUAAAGGAUGAUCUACAGUCCUUGAGGAAAUGGAUAUCUGGAGAGAAGUAUGCACCAAAUAAAGUUGAUGAUAAAAUACUGUACCUUAUACAUCAUAGCUGCUAUUAUGAUUUAGAUAAAACAAAAGAUACAAUCAAAGUGUACUUCUCAAUGCGAAACAAGAUUCCAGAGUUCUUUGCUGAUAGAGAUGUUAACAGGAAGAAUCUUCAAACAGCAUUAGAAUCUGUGUAUGUAAAUACAUUUCCUGCAAGAGACCCACAUGGUUAUCGGAUACUGUUCCACAGUCUUCGACUCUAUGAGCCCUCUAAGUACUUCUUUUCUGAUUCUGUCAAACUCAUAUACAUGACGAUUGAUGCUUGUAAUCACCUAGAUGGUGCCCUCCCCGGAUACAUCAUUAUGUUUGACAUGGUAGGAGUGAAACUUGGACAUAUCGCACGAGUGAACCUGUUACUACUUCACAAGUUUUUCCAGUAUGUUCAGGAAGGUCUGCCUGUCAGAUUAAAAGCAAUACAUAUUGUGAAUGUGAUACCAGUUAUUGAUAAAAUAAUGCUCCUUAUUAAGCCCUUCAUGAAGAAGGAAUUAUAUAGUAUGAUCCAUUUUCAUAAAACAGCAGACAAUUAUGAUGCACUGUAUGAACACUUGCCACGAGAAUGCCUUCCUUCUGAUUUUGGAGGGCAACUGGCUAGUUUAAAUGAGUUACAGGAACAAAACAUUGAGAGACUGCGGGCCCUAGUUCCUUUUUUCAAAGAAGAUGAAAGCAUGAGGUUAAAUAAAUCCAAAGCUAUGGAUGAACCACCAGAACCUGUUACACUGGAUGCACUGGAACUGGACUGACCACAACUAGAUUACUGUACAUCUCUGAACUUAACAUUUUAUCAACAGUCAUCUGUGAUCUUACCUGCUAUACUUAAGGAAACAAACCUGUAGGAAUGUGUUGAAAAUGAUACUGUUUUAUACUAUGUGCAAUUUGCUUUAAGAAUGCUGUUCAGAAAGUGAGGAAAAUGUAGAAGCAGAUACUUGUCAGAAGUACUGGGGGUUCCAUAUUCAAAUAAAAAGAUCAAAGGAAUAUUUAGUGCGCCCCUGAUCUACGUUUAGCAGUAAAUUUUGUUGCAUACUUCGCAUUAAUUUUUCUCAGAUGAUCAGCAGGGGUGGUAUGAUAUUUUCAGGUUAUGUAAGAUGUUUGUUAGUUAUAGCUCAAAUUAAAGGAUUCUGUUUGAGUUUAGGCAAUCUGAUAACAUUCAAAAUUCUGGAUACAUAUAAUGGAACAUGUUAAGAGUUCCCAACUCUCACUACCUACACUAAGGAGAACAGUUUUUGUCUUACUUAAAUAACAGUGAUAACGGUAGCUAUUAUCGUCCAAUAAAAUCAUGUACUGUA